AUGGCCCGCUUCGGUGGACACGCUCUCCGUGAUCUGGCCCGUGGUGUGGUGGGCGCUGCCGUGGGCAUCCGGUCCGACGUCGACCCGACACCGGCCGAUGUCGAGGCCCCUCCGGCUCCUGAUGCUCAGGCUGUCCCGACGGAGGCUCCGGCCCAGGACACGAACGUGGCUCCGGACCCGGCACCCUUUUAUGACUGGUGGUCUGCCCGCUGCUCCCGCGGCUUUCCUCCUGCCCGGCCUUCCACCCCCUCUUUCCCCCCUGCCAAGCCCGUUGCCGCUCCAUCUGAAGCGGCUCCCAAAGCCCCCGCGGCAGCUGCCAAGGCCGCCCCGCCGCCCCUGGAGACGGACCUGUCAUUUUUAUGCACUCUUGAUGAUGAUGCGAUUUACCGGUCCCUUGCCGACCUGCCACCGUCCCAGGUGACUCGCCUCCUUCUUUUGAUCGCCGAAGUCGCCCAGGAUGUCACCUAUGCCAUGGGCAACCUGGGCCAGCUCGACGUUGAGGUUCCGGUCGCGCACAUGUCCCAGACCGGCCCGCCUCCGAACCGAGGCCGCUAUCCGCAGACGACGCGUGGUGACCUUGCACCUUUGCCGUCCGGUCCGCGCUUUCCGGACCAACAGGCAGCCGACGCCAUCCAUGCCGGUCUGGACCAGGCCGAUGGCACCAGGCCUGAUCCCAACCCGGCCCCGCCAAAUCCCACCGAUGGCGCUGGUGCUGAAUCCGGUGGCCUGCGAGUCCUGCCCGGAUUCGCCCGCCCCCACCAGGGACUUUUGACGGACACGUCUGGCAUUGACCCGAACGAACCUCUGGUCCACUCGGAUCCCAACCGCCCCGGCUGCACUCCGGUCUUUGUGGACCGUGGCCAACUUACCCCGCGCCGUGCCAAUACCGGCCCCUGGACCAUCAGCGAAGGCUGGGAGCGCUUGAGCAUUUUCCUGCCUGAGACCCCCGGCCCUUUCAUCCGCACGGACUCCUGGCCCUGGCCCGACCUCUUUUGCUUUGAGGAGCAGGACUUGCCAAGCUGGGCUCCGCUCCAGGACCCUCCGUCCGCCUGCAAAUUCGCGGAUACUGUUCGCACGAUUGUCCGGCCCGGGGCCCGCACUGUCUCCGCAUUUGCCUCCGGCCCGUGA
Molecule: messenger RNA, 1128 nt
Organism: Symbiodinium sp. CCMP2592
Lineage: Eukaryota; Dinophyceae; Suessiales; Symbiodiniaceae
Source: the annotation of a GenBank genome assembly